Messenger RNA from Cloeon dipterum, 2191 nucleotides. RefSeq names its product adrift (gene aft). The record is from RefSeq and is a predicted model, not a curated record. NCBI's taxonomy places the organism in Eukaryota, Metazoa, Arthropoda, Insecta, Ephemeroptera, Baetidae. Gene Ontology annotation, molecular function: methyltransferase cap1 activity. Gene Ontology annotation, cellular component: cytoplasm; nucleus. Bases 93 to 2039 code for a protein of 648 amino acids. Gene Ontology annotation, biological process: 7-methylguanosine mRNA capping. The transcript has 6 exons.
AUGGCGGAAGCGCGUGUUGUGCCUCAUCAACAUUACACUGUUUUCGAAUAACGGUCCGAUUUUUCUGAUUUGUGCUGUUAUAAAUCAAUACGAUGGAUUUUGCCGUCGAGAGUCACUUCAACAAAAUCGUGCAUCUCCUUGACAAGAGCGACAAAUUGAAUGUCAAAGAGUUCUUCGACCAAAACGUCUUCAGUGGACGCUCUGGAUUUGGUGAAGUUAGAGAGAAUUUAAAGACCCAAUUGACCUUAACAAAAUCAUCGAUCUCAGAGACCGUUCGCUGCUGUUUGGAAGAAUGGCACAGUCACACAAACUCUACUUAUCUUGGAGGAAAGGUCCAGUGGCGUGUCCAAAAAGCCUGUAAACCUGAACUUCUGACACAAGCUUGGCUAAAGUUUUACCAGAUUCUUAAGACAUUUGAUGUAGUCACAAACGCUGGAAGUGAGGAGUUUUCUUCUCUACACUUGUGUGAAGCACCAGGGGCAUUCAUCACCUCUCUCAACCAUUUCCUGCAGCAAAGCAGUGCAAGUGAGGAAAAUCGCACCAAAUGGAGAUGGAGGGCAACCACACUAAAUCCACACUAUGAAGGCAACCCUGGUUUGGAAAUGGUUUCAGACGACCGCUUCAUCAUAAAAACAUUGGAUAAUUGGGAUUUUGGUCCAGACGGCCUAGGUGACCUCAAGAAUUCAGAGACAGGAAAGCACUUAGCAGAUCUGGGACCUUUUAAUCUGGUCACUGCCGACGGGAGUGUCGAUUGCCAGGAUAACCCUGGGGAGCAAGAAAACACUGUGGCCAGUCUAUUGGCAUGUGAGACCACCACUGCCUUAUCAGCGCUUGCCAUUGGCGGAAACUUUGUGAUAAAAACAUUCACUUGGUUUGAAUGGUCAUCGUGGAGCCUGCUGAGUCUUUUGUGCCACUGCUUUGAGGCAGUAACUGCAAUUAAGCCAGUGUGUAGCAAGGAGGGAAACUCAGAAGUCUACUUGGUGUGUCUAAACUUUCAAGGCUUGCCCAAGGACGUGACUUCUCUGCUUUGGGAUCAUUACGGGAAGCCUUUGAAUGUGGAGAACAUACCUGAAAAAAUCUCAAAGCGAAUCCUGGAGGCUUCAACCUUUUUCAACGAAUUGCAGCAUUCAGCGAUAAAGAGUAACUUGAAGUACUUCCAAAAUCCUAAAAUCUACAGAAGUGCCAAGAUGAACAUCAAUUGCAUGCAGAAUGAAAUCGCCAGCAGCUUUUUGGAAAGAUUUGACCUAAGUUAUCCAGUGCAGAACUCAAUCUGCGGUAACACAAAUUUCCAGAGGCUGAUUCGACCCGCAUAUCCUUGGUCACCAGAUCAGACCCAUUUGAUUCGCUCCUCCUUGCAAAAAAUGGACUAUUCUCAAGCUAAAGACGUCUUAGAAACUGUAGUUUCAAGUCUCAGCCCAGUAACUGCAGAAGAGGAAACUUUUACUCUUCCUUCUGAGAUACCAGUGAUCCAGUGCGAGCUCCAACUAAAAUACGGAACACCUUACAAGACCUUGACAAACUCUCGAUUUUGUGCACCACUUCUACUUCAGCUGCACAAUUACAGCCGUAAUCUCUACUGCAAUAUAGUCCCUGUGCCUGAUGGAAUUAACUUUAUUGUUGGACGUUUGUGGAAAAAAUCUAUCUGGAACAGUUUGCAAACCCUUGGGCUUCAACAGAAGUUUGUUCUGAAUGGCUUCAACCUCUUUACAUUAGUGGACGUUGGAAUACUAGUGCUUCUAAGACAAGACUUUGAGCAGUGUGUCCUGACUGAGGUCACUCCUGAAGGAAGUACGUUCGAGUUCACCGGUUUCAAAGGUGCAAGCGCCAAACUUGAAAGUGCAUUGAUUUGCGACGAAGUAAAUGAGAAAGAACAGCAGUUGCUUGAAGUUGUGCCGUUGUCAUUGAUAUUAGACAGCGACCUGCACCCCCUGGUCGAGCGAGCGAACCAGCAGACGGUGUUGCGUUUGGCGCAGGCGACGCUGGCCCUUUUACCUGAAAAUCGAGGUCCUGGUGGGGGUCAGCUGACCGUGUUACUCUAGGCGGCUCAUUCAACAACCGGCCAUGGACAAGGACUCUGCUGACUCCGUCUCCUCCUCGUCCAAGCAAGGGGCCACUAGUAGCGGCGGCCAGCAACCAAGACAGGUGCAGGUGACGGCCAAGGUGCUUUUCGGCUCCGUCUCCGCCAUAACCU